CCCCGCCCCUUUACCGCCAGCUAGGGGGCUUUCCCGUUCCACGGAGCAUGACUUCAUCAGGGCUCUCCGCCAAUCAGGAAGCAGCAGCCGGCAGGGCAGGGGAAUUCCAAGCGCCCUGGGCCUCCAUCAAAGCCAAAGCACCAAAAAAAAGAGAGAGGAAGAGCGGGGAAAAAAGAAAGAAAAGAAGUUCGGGCUUUUGGGUCGCCCAAGGGGAAUGUGGGCCAAGGCCGGGUCAUGAGUUGCCUUAGACAGCACCGGCAACCGCCCCGGCCGCCGCCGCUGCAGGAGAAAGAGAUGCUGGUUCCGCCGCUAGGAGCUGCUCUUACAGCUUCUAGCUUGUCCGUGAUGCAACCAACUGCAGAGACCUCCGAGGAAUUAGAAAUCAUCGAUGAGCUCAUCAAAGAAGAUGGCUUUGAGGUGAGCCCGGCAUCCCUUCCAGCCAAGUUCUCUCUCAACGGUCCGGCCAGGUUGAUCCCCAGGUGCUCCAACGUAACAUCGCCUUCAGGGAUGCAGAGACGAGUUGAGCCUGCGGGAAUGAGCCUGUUGCAGCUUGGCUUGGAGCCAUAUCGGCCCUCCCGCCUCCCCGCCCCGCAAGAUCCUUCGGCGUCUCAGCUUUCGCAGAACCUCAAUAGCUUGACACUGCGGCCCCAGCUGGUUCCGAGGGGGACGUCUCUCCCUUUGCUGCCCAAUGGCGGCCUGCGCUUCGAGGCCCCCUGGGACCCUCCCGUCCCUUCGAUGCGCCCCACGAUGCUCCGGGAGCCGCUGGAGGACAUCAUCCAAGAGCCGCCCAAACUCGUCAUCAUGGAGCAGCCCAAGCAGAGAGGGAUGCGUUUCCGUUACCAGUGCGAAGGCAGGUCAGCCGGAAGCAUCUUGGGGGAAUGCAGCACCGACACCAACAAGACCCUGCCAAGCAUUGAGCUGCAGAACUUUGCGGGGAUCGCGGAAGUGAAGGUGACGGCCUGCUUGGUGUGGAAAGACUGGCCGCAUCGCAUCCACCCCCACAGCUUGGUGGGGAAAGAUUGCAGCAAUGGCCUCUGUGAAGUGACGCUGAAGCCCCGCGUCAACCCCAAGCACAGCUUCAACAACCUUGGGAUCCAGUGCGUGAAGAAGAAGGACAUAGAAGAAUCCAUAGACAAAAAGCUACAACUUGGAAUUGAUCCUUUCAAAGCUGGAUCAUUAAAAAAUCACCAGGAGGUCGAUAUGAAUGUGGUCCGGAUUUGCUUUCAGGCCUCCUACCAGGAUAGCAUGGGAAAGACACGACACCUCAACCCCGUCUUAUCAGAACCCAUCUUUGAUAAGAAAUCCACAAACACGUCGGAGCUGAAAAUCUACCGGAUGAAUAAGGAGUACGGGAGUUGCGUAGGCGGAGAGGAACUCUAUUUGCUUUGUGAUAAAGUCCAGAAAGAAGACAUCUCCAUCAUCUUCCGGAAGGACAUGUGGGAGGGCAAAGCCGACUUCUCACAAGCCGACGUUCACCGGCAGAUCGCCAUUGUCUUCAAGACGCCGCCCUACCAGCACCUGGACAUCGCGGAGCCGGUGGAGGUGGAAGUGUACUUGCGACGUCUGACGGACAGCGUCUCCAGCGAGGCCUUCAACUUCACCUACCUGCCUAGGGACAACGACACGUACAGGGUCAACAAAAAGAGGAAACAAGGCAUGCCAGAUGUCCUGGAGGAGCUCUCCGGCCCAGACCCUCAUGGGAUCGAAGCCAAGAGGAAGAAGAAGAAGCCAGGGUACAUGGACCAUUUCAACUUUUCAACUCCGUCAGCAGCUGGCUCCUUGCCUUGUCCCGAAGACAGGACUUUCCUGACCAGCUUGGAGCGCAUCACGGUGCCGGACCUGUUUGAGGACUACAACCUGGUUCAAGACUUCUCUCCUUACAGCGGCCCCAGCUUGAGCGAUGUUUUGCUGCCGUCUGCCAUGGACUUCCCAGAUGCUGCAGAUCAGGAGUUCCUGCUUGAUGCAUAUGCCGUCCACCCUGCCCCUUUUACGCUCCUCGGGGAUUGUGAGCAGGAGGGCACCGCCAGCUUGAUUAGGAGCAGCAUGUUUCCUAGUCAGUACAAAGAGGCCGAAGCACGACUGGAAAUGGAGACCAAGCUCAAGUCGGCUGAUGCCGCUGCAACCUUGUGAAGCAAUGUGGCGUCCCCACGGGCUCUGAAGGGAGAGGCCUAGCGCAUGAUUUGAAGCCUACCAGCAGCCGGGAGCUCCUUGUUAAAGAAAACAAGGCUAUGUUCCCUUGUGGCAACUGAAGGGGGAAAAGAAUGACUUUGGUAUUUGUGAGGGAUCCUUGUGGGACUUCCCUCUGGGAGACAGACAAGACAUGAAUCAACCAGAAGGAAAAAUUGCACUAGUAGUUGGACGGUGGGUGGGGCAGCGCCCUCAGGACUGGCCCAGGACGGCUGCGUUUCUUUCCUAGUUUCUCUUCCUCAGUUUUCUCCAUGUGCAAAAUCUGGUCCGAGACACCGGCUUGUUUGUUAUCAAGGGUCUGUGUGUGUAGCCAAAAACAUACCAGUGAAUGUACUCUAUUAGCAUAAUUGACAAAACUAAGGCCUUUCCCCCGCUACGGGAUGAUUUAUGCAGAUCAGCUUUUGAAUAUUUCCUGCUUUACCCUGGAUUAUCUUCACAAAGUCUACACAAGUGGCAAGAGCUAGUGGGAUGGCCCUGUGUUUGCAGAGUGGCUCAGGUGCCGGUCCACCCCCUAUGAACACAUAAACAUGAAUUCCUUAAUACUUUAUCUUUCAAUGAAUUUAUGAAGGCAAGAAGUAUAGGAUUCACAGAAUGGUAGAGUUGGAAGGGGCCUUAUAAUGAGUCAAGCCAUUGGUUUACCCCGGUACUCUCUGAUAGUGGCUCUCCAGGAUCAGGACAUGCCAAGGAAUGAAUCUGGGAGCUUUUGUGUGCAAGGAAUGCAUUUCUGCCCCAGCAAAGUGUUAUGAGCCCUCUAAUAAUUCCGUCAGGAAGCAGGUCUGAAAGCUUGCGCCCUUUUUGAACAACUUGGGCAUGUGCGCACGAGAACAUCCUAUGCAGCUGGUUCAGCUGUCUUAUGCAACCAGGAAAAAAACAGACAGCAUUACAACCCAGGGUAUUGUGGGUGGGGGCUAUGUUUCUCCUCCUCCUGCAUAAUGUCCAUAAUUUGUGCUAACCCACCUCUCGUCAUUGUACACCUGACUUGUAUGUAGGGAUGGGGGGAAAUCUGUCAAGCACAAUAUCACUCAGGUUCUCAUUUGCCACAGCUAAGUUCACCCUGCUCUGAGACCACCUCGAAUUUCAAUUUUUUUGUAAUUCACAUGAAAAUUGCUAUGAAUUUUCGUGUACAUUUUUAAAAUGUAUGCCUUUCCCCAAAUGUACACAUUUUGUGUGUACUUUUGCAAAUCCACUGCAAUUCCCCUUAUUGAAUCUAACGUUCUUCUGCACGUUUUUGCAAAUGUAUGUGUUUUUGCUUGUAUUUUUUGAAAUGCUCACAUUUUUGUAUAUCGCAUACUUUGGAAAUGUAUGGAUUUUGACGGAAAACUGCAUCCUGGUUUGCAUUUAGGUAUGGGAAGUGGGAAUUUGGCAUUGAAAUGAGAAUGGAAGGAAUUUCUCACCCAUCCCAAUUAGAUGUGAAGCCUUAGGGUCUCUUUUGAUUUUCACAAGGAUGCUGAAUUCUGUGCUCAAUAUGAAACCUCAUCUUGGUGCAGAAUUACUGAAUGCCCACAGCCCUUGCCACGACUCUGGUGUUUCCGGUGUGAGACUUGGCCGUAUAUAUCCACAGGAGGUUAUAGUGUGCCUUUUCUAAUGAAGUAGCUUUCCUGGAAUUAUAGGUGCUCAAGCAGCUGACAGCCACAAGCAAUGUGACUGGCAGCCAGACCGGCAUAUCGCCAUAUCCACACCAUUCACACAUGAUGUGUGUGUGGUUCUUUGUCCACCAUAUUUGAACUUGAAAAGAUGGGUACGGGCGCGGGCAGCUGGGAGAAGAGCAUCUGGGGUAGUGAAGAGAUAAAAUUUGUGUGUGUUGUGUUAUGUUGUGCGUCUGUGUGUGUAGGGAUGAGGGGAGGAGGAGAAUUGAGCUCCCCUCUCCUAACCUGUCCCUCUCAUGCUCAAAUAAGACUCCUGUUUUACACAUGAACAAGACAGAUGAGUAAAUUAAUAAACCAACAUGGCUGCCUUGC
Molecule: messenger RNA, 4145 nt
Organism: Elgaria multicarinata webbii
Lineage: Eukaryota; Metazoa; Chordata; Lepidosauria; Squamata; Anguidae
Gene: RELB
Product: RELB proto-oncogene, NF-kB subunit
Exons: 12
Coding region: 235-2130 (631 amino acids)
Biological process (GO): cellular response to stress; positive regulation of transcription by RNA polymerase II; inflammatory response
Cellular component (GO): cytoplasm
Molecular function (GO): RNA polymerase II cis-regulatory region sequence-specific DNA binding; DNA-binding transcription factor activity, RNA polymerase II-specific
Source: RefSeq, a predicted model, not a curated record